Molecule: messenger RNA, 771 nt
Organism: Penaeus monodon (black tiger shrimp)
Lineage: Eukaryota; Metazoa; Arthropoda; Malacostraca; Decapoda; Penaeidae
Product: 28S ribosomal protein S2, mitochondrial-like
Exons: 3
Coding region: 160-756 (198 amino acids)
Biological process (GO): translation
Cellular component (GO): ribosome; mitochondrial small ribosomal subunit
Molecular function (GO): structural constituent of ribosome
Source: RefSeq, a predicted model, not a curated record
AUUAUUUUUUAAUGUAAAAUGGUAUAUAUCAUAUGUAAGAAUUUAAAAUGAUUUCUUAAUGUACAAUGUGAAAUUGUGUCCCCAGCCGGACUUUUGCGUGGCAUACAAAGAUGCCAGCUCUCAUCACUCUCCAGACCUGCACACAGCCAACAGCAGCUGAUGGAGAGGGAAAAUGAUAGUGAAUCGGAAUUUCAAGAAGAACAAAUGAGGGCAACUUUGAAGUAUCCAGAUUAUUUUAAAGUUGCCAAUUUUUUUACUGUAGAAGAUCUUUUCAAAGCUCGAGUCCACCUAGGACACAAAGAGGGGUCUCUUGAUCCCCACAUGCAUCCCUUCAUCUUUGGGUCUCGUCUAGGUCAUCUCAUCAUAGAUCUUGACCAGACAUCGCAACAUUUACGCGAAGCUCUGAAUUUCACAGCUCACAUAGCUUACCGCGGAGGAAUCAUACUUUUCAUCUGUAGGAAUCCACAGUUUCAGCAUUUGGUAGAAAACGUAGCCAAAGAUUGUGGUGAGUAUGCCCACACCAGAUUUUGGCAAGGAGGAAUCUUCACUAAUUCAACCAUCCAGUUUGGAUGUGAAACUCGAUUACCAGACCUUGUAAUCUUUAUUAAUACCUUGAACAAUGUCCUCACUCAGCAUACUGCAGUAAGAGAUGCAGCAAAGAUGUUGAUCCCUACUGUUGGUAUUGUUUAUACUAAUUGUAACCCAAACCUUAUCACAUACCUGUUCCUGGAAAUGAUGACACUCCUUCAGCUGUAAAAUUGUAUUGUGAUU